Electrophorus electricus (electric eel) is the source of this 2265-nucleotide messenger RNA. RefSeq names its product docking protein 2 (gene dok2). NCBI's taxonomy places the organism in Eukaryota, Metazoa, Chordata, Actinopteri, Gymnotiformes, Gymnotidae. Gene Ontology annotation, cellular component: cytoplasm. The record is from RefSeq and is a predicted model, not a curated record. Gene Ontology annotation, biological process: positive regulation of MAPK cascade; cell surface receptor protein tyrosine kinase signaling pathway; Ras protein signal transduction.
CGUACCUCAUCUGGGUUAUACAGGAUGUACAAAUGGUGGAACUUGAUGUUGCUUAUGUUGCAAGCAAAUGCAAGAAGAAAAGGGUGUUGAGCUAUAUGAAGGGUUAACCUUGUAAGUUAGAAUUAGAGAGGACAAAGUGUAAGUAAGAGAAAAAUGGAGGAGGACAUUCAAAAGAGGGGUUUGCUAUAUUUACAACAGCAGAGGUUUGGCAAGAAGUGGAGGAAAGUGUGGUGUAUACUGUACCAGGAGAGUAUAUGUUCCAUCUCACGUCUGGAGUUUUUUGAAUCUAAAGAUGGAAAUUUUGGCACAUUGGAGAAAUCAAAAUGCAAACAGGAGAACAAGAAGGUUAUAAAGCUGAGUGACUGUAUCCGUGUGUCGGAUGCUGAUGUUGAUGGGUGUCCAAAGGACUGCAAGGCCUUCCUGGUGGAGACUACUGAGAAGAUUUUUGUAUUUGCUGUGGACAUGUCUGAAUUAGAGGACUGGAUGCAAAAACUGUGUGAAUUGGCAUUUCCUAUGAACUGGGCUGAAAGAGGUGCAACAAGGCAGACCAAUAUGCUGAAAUCUGAUGAGGCCACAAUGUCUAACAACUCUCUCUACUGUGGCAAAGAAGCUGCAAUGAAGGACUUCAAGGUAACAAUAAGACGUACAGAUGCUACAGACAGGUGUGGCCUGAGAGGACAUUACCUAUUACGGACAGACUUUGAUAGCCUCUUACUGAAAGAGCCAAAGUCAGGAGAUGUGCUCUUCACCUGGCCAUAUCGCUACCUCCGCAGGUUCGGACGGGACAAGAUGACAUUCUCUUUUGAGGCUGGGAGAAGAUGUGAUUCAGGGGAGGGAAAUUUUGAGUUUGAUACCAAGCAAGGCAAUGCCAUCUUCCAGUAUGUGGAAGCUGCUAUCAACCUUCAGAAGGCAGGUAUAUCGCAAAGACAAGCAUCAAGUGGUGCUAGUGAGCAAGAGCCUGUCUCUCAGCCCCCCAAAGUCUCACCAUCCAUAGAGAACAGCACCAUUUACAGCAUGCUGACUGAAGGAGCAAUGAAGGAUAGAUACAAUCAGACAUCACCCCACCGUUCCAGGCUGGAGACCCCAGCAGACAAGCAUCUGACAGGGGUCAAGAGUCUAAACCUGGACACUCGGCCUCCACCACGCAAGAACCAGGUGAAGAACUUCCGAAGCUGUCCCCUAGCCAAAACAGAUGAAGUUUACUCUCGUGCCUCAGCACCAGCUGUGGACAGGGAGAUUCCGGCUGAGCAAGAGGAGCAAAGUCGAGCUCUUUGUCCUUCUUCAAAAUCUGAUGAUGCAGAAUAUUCACUCCCCUUUGACAACAUUGCCAAGAACAUCAUGGUGGACAUCUUAGCAGCUUCACAUCAACAUUCACCACCUGUAGUGGAACCUUGUUCCAGUAUUGAAACAAAAGCCAAUGAAGAAAGCACAGAACCACUUUAUGAUAGCAUAGAUGAGUCUGCCAUAAGAUCUUCUUUUUCACAUGAACACAAAACACAUUUAGGUUCAUAUACAACAUUGGAACACAUUUACGAUGAACCUGAAGGUUGUGCUUUGACACCUAGUGGUCCCACGUCACUCUAUGAUGACCCAGAGGAGGUCAGAGGUGAUGCUUGGAAGACACUAGGUGCUGUGAUGGACCCAAGUGGGCAUGAAUACCCUUAUAAUGCACUGUCAGAUGACUAUGCGGUUCCCAAACCAGCCAGGAGGGCAUUAAAAGCACAGCAGGAAAGAGGAUACGAGGAUGACUCUUCAACAUAUGAUAAUGUGAUAUUGAAAAUGAAAGCUAGUAACAAAACUGAAUAGGCUGGAAAUGUUUUAGCAUCCACUUAUGUUGUGUAAGAAUGAUUUAUAGUCUUUGUGUAUGAAAGAUUUAUAGUCUUUGUGAAUGAAUGAUUUAUAGUCUUUGUGAAUGAAUGAUUUAUAGUCUUUGUGUAUGAUUUAUAGUCUUUGUGUAUGAAUGAUUUAUAGUCUUUGUGUACGAAUGAUUUAUAGUCUUUGUGAAUUGAUGAUUUAUAGUCAUUGUAAAUGGAUGAUUUGUAGUGUUUGUGAAUGAAUGAUUUAUAUUCUUUGUGGAGUUCAGCAUUGAUGAAUCCAAGUACUGAAACCAUGUAACAUAAUUAAUGCAUUUCAUUCCUGUUUGAUUAUAUGAACCUUUUUGAAGAACCUUGUAAAAUAUGAAGACACAAACACUGUUUAUCAUAAAUAAUCCUGAUAAAACAUACUAUUAAAAUGUGACAUGUAAUAUACAAAUACAGUGUAUAG